Necator americanus (New World hookworm) is the source of this 279-nucleotide messenger RNA. RefSeq lists its product as uncharacterized. The coding region runs from base 1 to 279 and encodes 92 amino acids. NCBI's taxonomy places the organism in Eukaryota, Metazoa, Nematoda, Chromadorea, Rhabditida, Ancylostomatidae. The transcript has 4 exons. The record is from RefSeq and is a predicted model, not a curated record.
AUGCAGACGUCUCGUUGCGCAUCAAUUCCUCCAGCUCCAAUUCUGUUUCGUCAGCUGCUGUUCUUGCUACGCUUCGGAUUCAGAGCAGUCAGAAAUGUCAAACUCUUUCUCGAGACUCUGCCAGAGGAACUUCCGCUGUGCAUUUCAGCUCGACAUCCAAAGUCACCUCACACCAUUUUGAGGCGGCAAAACGGUGUAAAGGGAUUCAAUAGUGCGAUAGGUUCCAUAUCAAGGAAGGAGAGAAGAAAGCUUGGAAAUUAUAGGUCGGUGGUCGAAUGA